AUGGAGGGCAGCAUAGGGCUCGUGGCGGCCCCUGCCCCCUGCCCUCCGCAUCGCUUUCUUUCGAAGGCACGGGGCAUCAAUGUUCCUCGUGUAGCCAGAGCCAGAAGGCAAAAUUGCCCGCGAGCAGCGUCACAAGUGGGCGACGUAGUCAAGGCGGGAGCCCCAAAG
Messenger RNA from Ostreobium quekettii, 168 nucleotides. NCBI's taxonomy places the organism in Eukaryota, Viridiplantae, Chlorophyta, Ulvophyceae, Bryopsidales, Ostreobiaceae. The record is from the annotation of a GenBank genome assembly.